AUGAGGAGUUUUCACACCCUCACGGGUAUUAUUCUCAUCACUUUUGUGACGAUGUCGAUUGGAGCACAAAUUGCCAUGGGAGCAUCUAAAGGCGUAUGCGAUCCGGAACAUGCAUUCAAAUGCCAAGACGGUCGAUGCAUUCCGAUGUCCUGGCGUUGCGAUGGAGAUAUCGACUGUCAGAACGAAGAAGACGAAAAGAAUUGUCCAAAAGUUUGUGGUGAGAAAGAACACAAAUGUGGCGAUGUGACAUCCGUUCGGUCAUCUCUUGAGCGAUUCAAGUGCAUUCCUGAAAAUUGGGUUUGCGAUGGAGAGUUCGACUGUGAGGAUAAAUCUGAUGAAUACCAAUGCAAGAAUGUUUCUUGCCAAGAAAAUCAAUUCCAGUGCGAAGAGCUAUCUGGAGAUUACAGUCUGUGUAUCCCACAAACAUGGGUGUGUGACGGUCAGAGGGAUUGUACCAACGGAAAAGACGAGAUGAACUGUACAACGAAGGCGACGAAGUGUCCGGAAAACAACUUCCAAUGCGCAAACGGACACUGUAUCUUCAAGAAUUGGGUGUGUGAUGGAGAGGAAGACUGCUCCGAUGGUUCAGACGAAUCACAAAGUGCACCAUCAAACUGCAACCAAACUGUGAACCAGUGCCCACCCGGCGAGAUGUGGAAGUGUGGUUCUGGGGAAUGCAUCCCAUCGAGAUGGCGUUGUGAUUCCGAGGUCGAUUGCAAGGAUCAUUCCGACGAAAGAAAUUGCACCAAAAUUCAACAUACAUGCAAGUUGGCUGAGGAGUUUGCGUGUAAAUCUUCUAACAAAUGCAUCAACAAGGCGUUCGUUUGUGAUGGUGAACUAGACUGCAGUGAUGGUUCCGAUGAAGACGAAUGUGUUGGCGUCAAUACUGAGUGCAAAAAGGAUGAAUACACGUGUCCUGCUACUUACGGAGCCUAUGGUGCUGAAUCUGGUCAUGUCAUUUGUCUUCCCCAAUCUUCCCGGUGUAACGGAGAAGAAGAAUGUCCUGAUGGAGGUGACGAGAAGAAUUGCAAUGCCACCACCCCCGCAACGUGCAAAGAAGGAAGCGAAUACACAUGUCCGUCCACUCCUCUGCAGUGUCUGGAAAUGACCAAGUUGUGCUCGAGCGCUCGUUACGAUUGUGGAGAUGGAAAUAUGUCAGUUUGUGGACCAACUGCAACUAGCACAAAAAUGUGCAAGACCGGUUCUGAAGGAUGCGUAUGCCGUCCAUCAUACAUUACAAAUUCAACAGUUUGUCAUUGCAAAGAUGGAUACAAACUCGAAAACAAGCAGUGCGUUGACAUCAUCGAAUGUGAAACUCCAGGAGUUUGUGACCAGAUUUGUUUGAAUACUCCCGGAUCUUACCGAUGUGCUUGUCACGCUGGAUAUCAAUUGAGCUUCGGUGAGACCAAAACCGGAUCGAGAGGUGUUGCUAACAGAUGUCGAGCCAUGGGAGGUGAUCCUCUUGUUCUUCUCACCAACCGUCAUACCAUUAGACAAUUUGAUCUCGUAAACAAAAUGCAUUUCCCUGUCUCUAGCAAGCCAGGUUCAGCAGUUGCGAUGGAUUUCCACAUCAAGAACGGAACUCUCAUUUGGUCCGAUGUCAUGUCGAAACAGAUCUUACGUUGCUAUAUUGGAAAUGUUUCGGAUGCAUUCCUCGGAACUGAAAUGUGUGACAAGAAGCACGAAGUUAUUCUAUCCGGUGAUAAGAUUCAUACCCCUGAUGGACUUGCUGUCGACUGGGUUCACGAUUUGCUCUUCUGGACAGAUGGUGGCCUAGAUCAGAUCAAUGUGCUCGAUAUGAAAACAGGAAAACAGCGUGUUCUAUAUUCUUCCGACUUGGAAGAGCCGAGAGCUAUUGCAGUUGAUCCAGAGGUUGGGCUCAUCUUCUGGACCGAUUGGGGAAAGAAGGCAAGAAUCGAACGAUCCGGAAUGGAUGGGCAACAUCGUGUAGUUAUCGUCGAGGGAGAUCGUGUCGUUUGGCCAAAUGGAUUAGCGUUGGAUUACGUUGACAAGCGUGUGUACUGGGCUGAUGCCAAGAUCAAGUCGAUUUUCAGUUGUGAUUACUGGGGAAAGAACAUCAAGACUGUCUUGCAUUCCCAUGAAUAUCUCCGCCAUCCAUUCUCAAUGGCUGUAUUUGAAGACCGACUUUUCUACACCGACUGGGAGCACGAUGGAGUUAUCACUGUUAACAAGUUCACCGGAGCCGACAUUCAAACUGUUAUGGAAAAAGUGAAAUCUCCAAUGACAGUCCGAAUCUACCAUAAACAAGCUCAACCAAAAAUACAAGAUAAAUGCGAGAACGCCGCUUGCGAUCAUCUCUGUCUUCCACGUGCCGUCUACAGAGAGUCUGAUCGUACUGAAGAGAAGACUUGGCACGAUAGACCUUUUUCGUGUGCCUGUGAAGGAAGUACUGUUUCUGCUGCAAUGGAAUGUCUCGCCGACCUUGAUACUAAAUCUGGAUUCUCAAUGUUCACAAUCUUCCUUUUGCUCUGCGUCGGUGGAAUUGCUGCUGGUGGAUUUGUGAUGGUUCGCCGCCGAAUGGGAUCUCGUCCUUUCACUUCUCUCAACUUUGACAACCCAAUUUAUCGUCGUACCACUGAGGAAGGAGACCAUCAGAUGGAGGAUCCAUUCCGUGAUCCAUUCGCUGAGCCUACGAAUAGAACCCGCAACGAGGGGCUUCCAACUCUUGCUUCUGCUGACAACGAGGCGCGGGGUGAUACGUUGAGCUUUUAA
Molecule: messenger RNA, 2733 nt
Organism: Caenorhabditis remanei
Lineage: Eukaryota; Metazoa; Nematoda; Chromadorea; Rhabditida; Rhabditidae
Exons: 13
Coding region: 1-2733 (910 amino acids)
Molecular function (GO): calcium ion binding; protein binding
Source: RefSeq, a predicted model, not a curated record